UAUUACUUCAAAACCAUGGUCAACUCGCAUCCUAUAUAUGGCGCUGAUACGGAGGGAUCAUUCUAUGAUGAGGACGUAGCAGAGUUCAAUAUGAAGAGGCUCGGGACCAUUUUGGAUGAAACGAAAGAGCUUACCGGAGGAAAAGAGAUUAGGGGAGUUACCACGGUCUAUCUUUAUUUCGGCAUGUAUGGAGCAUCUUUUUCGUGGCAUGUGGAAGAUAUGGAGCUUUAUUCCAUCAAUUAUCUCCAUUAUGGAGCACCAAAAUACUGGUUCGCUGUUCCUCCAGAAGCUUCAACUCGCUUCGAAAGGCUCAUGCGACAGCAGUUCCCUACAUACGAUCGCCACUGUAAGGCUUUUAUGAGGCACAAGAGUUUCUCCGUCCUUCCGGCGCUUUUGGAUAUGCACAGGAUUCCAUAUGGGACGAUGACGCAGCAUCCCAAUGAGUUUAUCAUAACUUUCCCUCAUGGCUAUCAUAUGGGCUUUAAUUUGGGUUACAAUAUCGCGGAAAGCACCAAUUUUGCGACAGAUCGAUGGAUAGACUUCGGAAAGAAUGCUGUGCUAUGUAAAUGCCGUUCAGACACGGUAGAAAUUGAUAUGACGCCGUACAUGCAGAAAUAUCGUCGAGAUGACUACGAAAGGUGGUAUUCUUACUGGUAUAUGCCCAAAGCAACCCCAUGCUUUGAUAGCGCUCAGUGCAGUACGAAAACGAAGGAAGGACGAGUUUGGGACCAUCAGGCAUACGAGGCAUUCAACUGCUUACAGGAAAAGGCGGCGUAG
Cylicostephanus goldi is the source of this 777-nucleotide messenger RNA. The record is from the annotation of a GenBank genome assembly. NCBI's taxonomy places the organism in Eukaryota, Metazoa, Nematoda, Chromadorea, Rhabditida, Strongylidae.